AUGACUGCUGCACAAUAUGCUAAGGGAGAGAGCCUGACGAGGGGGAGCUUUGGGCAGCAUAAGCUCGUCAACGGUGAAUUCAAAGAGGCGCAGGGCCUCUACGCCGAGCUGGAAUCCAUGAACGAGGAGACGUUCAUACUAUUCGCCCAGUAUGCGUAUACCGGAGACUAUAACAGAGAAAUUCCCAAGGAAGCAAAGUCGUUUAUCGUUGAGAAUUCCCAGACGGAGGUGAUAGUAGCUUAUCCCAACCCUGACGUCGCCGAGCCCGCCUUAGACGCUUGGGGCUGGGGUGUCAACAGCAAGAAAACUAAAUGCAACAAGCUGUGGAGCGAAUUCAAGAAAGAACAUUCCACUGCUCUCCCAGCGCGUAAGGACUGGCCUGCGACGAAGCCUUGCGCCGGCAACGUCAUUCUCUCGCAUGCGCAGCUAUAUGUCUUUGCUGACUGCUACGGAAUCUCGGGGCUGAUGUAUCUGUCGUUUGGCAGACUUGGGAACGUGCUGGUAGACACAGAGGUCGACGACGACAAGGUGGAAGAUAUUGUCGAUACGCUACAAUACUGCUAUGACGAGCUCACACCACCGAAGCUCAGGUCACUCCUGGUUCUCUAUGCCGCCUGCAAGAUCGAGACGCUAUGGAAGUGCACCAAAUUCCGCGAGCUCUCGACGAGACAUGGCGAAUUGUCAACUGCCAUCAUCGGGGCAAUGAUAGGCAGACUGGGCUGA
Lasiosphaeria miniovina is the source of this 723-nucleotide messenger RNA. RefSeq lists its product as uncharacterized. Lineage: Eukaryota; Fungi; Ascomycota; Sordariomycetes; Sordariales; Lasiosphaeriaceae. Bases 1 to 723 code for a protein of 240 amino acids. The transcript has 3 exons. The record is from RefSeq and is a predicted model, not a curated record.